AUGCGUUUCUCUGCUGUUUCCGUCCUUGCCUUGGCUACCCUCGCCAUGGCCAAGUCUGAGUCUGGCAAGAUGUCUGCUCUCCCAGUCACCAGCAGCAUGGUCAUGACCACUGCCCCAUACCCAACUGGCGGCAGCCCAACUGGCAUCCCAGGAACUGGCACUGGUUCUUCCACCAUGCCACACAACUCUACCAGCACCGCCCACACCAGCACUCGCACUGGCUCCGGCCCAAGCUCUUCCAUGACCACCACCGCCACCUCCACUGGUCUCGCUGCCACCGCCGGCCCAGCCCUCGCUGGUGUCAUCGGUGGUGCCGCCGUCAUUGCUGCCUUCCUUUAA
Molecule: messenger RNA, 339 nt
Organism: Nannizzia gypsea CBS 118893
Lineage: Eukaryota; Fungi; Ascomycota; Eurotiomycetes; Onygenales; Arthrodermataceae
Exons: 2
Coding region: 1-339 (112 amino acids)
Source: RefSeq, a predicted model, not a curated record